Messenger RNA from Camelina sativa (false flax), 880 nucleotides. Its product is annotated as protein DMP9. NCBI's taxonomy places the organism in Eukaryota, Viridiplantae, Streptophyta, Magnoliopsida, Brassicales, Brassicaceae. The record is from RefSeq and is a predicted model, not a curated record. Gene Ontology annotation, biological process: endomembrane system organization.
ACAGUUAAAUCACACACGAAAAAGGAAAAAAACAGAGAAACACACAAAUAAAAUGGAGAGAACAGAGGAAAGCGUCGGGAUCAGAGUUUACACGACGUCGACCCCGCCGAAGAAACCAUCACCAUCACCACCGUCUCGUUCACCAAAACCCGUCUCAAUCUCUUCACUCCCUACACUCCCGGCAGGAGCCACUGCCGGAGGAGGAAGAGGUCGUAAACGUCGCAUGGUGGCGCAAGGAGUUCAAAAGACGGUUUCGAAAACAUCAAUGCUCGUCAACUUCCUUCCGACAGGAACACUCUUGAUGUUCGAGAUGGUUCUCCCGUCGAUCUACCGUGAUGGAGACUGUAACGGUAUCAACACCCUCAUGAUCCAUCUCCUCUUGCUUCUUUGCGCUAUGUCUUGCUUCUUCUUCCACUUCACCGACAGUUUCAAAGCGUCCGAUGGGAAGAUCUACUACGGGUUCGUUACGCCACGUGGACUCGCUGUGUUCAUGAAACCGCCGCCUCCGGAGUUUGGAGGCGGGGAUGUGAUCGCGGAGGCGGAGAUUCCGGUGAGUGAUGAUAGGUAUAAGUUGAAGGUUAACGACUUUGUUCAUGCGGUGAUGAGUGUUUUGGUGUUUAUGGCGAUUGCGUUCUCGGACCGAAGAGUUACGGGAUGUUUGUUUCCGGGGAAAGAGAAAGAGAUGGAUCAAGUUAUGGAGAGUUUCCCAUUGAUGGUCGGAAUUGUUUGUAGUGCUUUGUUUCUUGUUUUCCCGACCACUCGAUAUGGUGUUGGUUGCAUGACCGCUUAAUUCAUUUUCACAUUUUGUUUCUUCUGUGUGUUUGGUGUGUAUUUAGUAAGUAUCUAUUCUGUAUUUUCCUUGUAACUUAGACUAUUUGUA